AAGAAGCGUUGCCGUUAUCUGCUGCAGCACCAAUUUUUUAAAACGGCUGUACCAUUUAUUUUAUAGCUGGUUGGUUCUCGCAAAGCAGCUUUCAUUGCUUGCCAUGGCUCUGUGUGAGGGUAUCGGAGCCAUGGCUUUGCCCAGCGAGCUUAUCGUUCAUAUAUUCUCCUUUCUGUCCGACCGAGACAAGCUCCGGGCCUCGUCUGUGUGCUCACGCUGGAGGGAGUGUCUCUUUUACCCCGCGCUGUGGACUGAGCUCAAGCUGCGGGUAGGUGGUGGAUGUAACGGUGGCGGAUCCACCUCAGAGGAGACCCCGAAGCUGGAGUUCCUCAUGCGUAAGUUUGGUUCAUUCGUGCGGGAGCUGCAACUGGAGCUUGCCCCGGUGGAGGGUUACCUUAGUCCCCUGAGCAACGACCCGUCCCCCCCCAGGAUGGACCAGCCAGACAGCGACCCGCAGCUCUCCGAGCGAUGGAGGGACGCCAUGGCCACCUACUUGGACCAGGUGUUAUGUGUGUUCUCCAGCACCCGUAACAACAGAAACCUGCGGAAGCUGAGUCUUUAUGGAGACACCUGCGUUCUCCAGCAAGAGGGACUAUUGGACAGCUCCAACCUGCACCAAAUUCACCAGGGGGAUAAAAAGAUCAAUGAAAUCCAGCAGUUGUUCAUGGAGCUGCUGUCUAACAGCAGGCAGCUGAGGUGGUUGUCCUGUAGCUUCAUGCUGGGUCUGGUGACUCCCUGCUCCUUCGCCUGUCUGUCAAACCCCUCAGCUGAGACCCUGCGACACCUCAGCCUACUGGACCACCAGCUAGGUCCCCUCAUCUCACCCUCAGAGUUGAGUCGUCUGUCUAAUCUUCGUUCUCUGGCUCUGGAUUUCUCCGAUUUGACGUCCGAACUCUGCGCUCUGCUAGCAUCUCCGCGCCGAAUUCCACUGCACCGCCUGUCCUUGCUGCUCAACGGCGCCGCCCUGGAGUUCAAACCGCUGGAAGGGACCGCUACCGAGGAAGAUUGGAAAUCCCUGAUUUGUUCGAGCACCAACUUGCGAGUGUACCUCAUGGCCCUGGAGGUCGACAGCUCCGAGCUCCUCCGAGUCCUGAAGCCCAGCCUCCCUCUCGAGCGCCUCCACCUGGACAGUUACAGCACACUGGUGACCGACGGCACCUUGGAGCUCAUCACUCAGCAGUACAAAAAAACACUGACGCACUUCCUGCUCCUGAGGGAUGACCCCGACUUCCCCGACCUCAGCAUCAAUCGGAACGAAGACCCCUUGGUCCUGUUGGCAUGGAGAUGUACUCAGCUGGCUGUACUGGUGAUACAUGGUUACACUGUUUGGUCCCAUAACCUGGUGGCCAUCUCUCGACUGCGGGGCUCCAGCCUUCGUGUCCUGACCGUCUCCGAGGAGAGCAUCGACUUCGACCCGGACCAGUCCGUGUGCAUGGAGGGCGAUCCGGUCCACAACCUGGUGAAGGAGGUCUCUCUGGGCCUCGGCCGCGGGUGGCACCCCUCCAGCCUGGAUUUGUCCGAACCCACCCAGCACUUCCACCGCGAGCUGCACGCCUUCAGCAUGGGCAUGUAGGCAGGUCCAACACAUCACAGCCUACACCGUGUCAAGACCAGGCCAGACCAAACACACCUCCGAAAGGGUCCCCAAAGCAGGGAGAGAUGUAAACUGGGUCUUAAAACAAUCCGUGAAUUACAUUUAAAGGAUUGUUUUUAUUAUAAUUUUAUUCUUUGUUUUUUUUCACAGCGUUUUUAGCACACCAUCAAGUCCUACCAUUUUCAAAACUAUUCCCUUUUAAGGUGCUUUGUCUCUUUGAUUAUUUAGUCAGCCAGUGACUUGGGGAAAACAGAUCAUCAAUCUUUGAUGUUUUAAAUAUUCAACAAUAUCCCUUUAAAACUGGUUAUUCUAAUAAAACGUGAUAUUUAUUUAGUUUAAAGGCAUACCAAUCUCUGGCCCUGUACCAUAUACAAGACUUGAAUCAUAAACCCUUUUUGUCUGCAAAAAUGGGUUACUGCAGCUCCAGAUGCUCAGUCUGGUCUGGUCUGGUCUUGAUAGCUCAAUGUUUCUAUUUCACCUUAAAAACCUCCAGAGCCUCUGUAGGAUGUUUUUAUUUUCUUUCUAUUUUUUGUUGACUGUUUCUCAUCACUCCCCGCUCUGUGUAUAAUCUUGUUUUUCCUGUGUGGUGGUUCCCUUGCCUGUAUAGGCUUUGUGUGUAUUUAAAUACAGAUAUAUUAUUAUCAUCCUGCUCACAGCUAAGACAGGUUGAGUGAUGGGCCGGUGGGAUUUAUUGGGGGAGUGUUUUGGUUGUGAACGUGUUUUUUCUUUUUUCGUCUUUCUUCUAAAACCCUUUACUAGAGUGGAGCAGACUGACAUACCAAUGCAGAGCAAAGGUUAGAGUUUGUAAGCUAACCACUCAAUCACUUCCUUGAUAAUGCAUCCUUAGCUGCUUCUUCUGUUGCUCGCAAAGAGCACCUAGUGCACUUGUCUACUAGAUUGAGCCUUCGCAGCAAGGUGGAAAUAUCCACUGCUAUAUUAUGACCCUGAUAUAUGUAAAUGGUUUUAUCAAGGAUUUAGAGCCCCUUACCAAUGGUGUAUUAGAGAAUAUUGUUACAUACUUUUAGCCAACACACUCCCCACUUGCUGACUUUUUUAGAAACCUUGCUAGUGAAUCAAAUGGAGAGCCUCUUCUUCCGACAGACAUUCAGAGUGCAACUAUAACAUUCACCCACAACAAAACAAAGUCCCCCGCUUUGUUGGAUCUGUAGUAAGCUAGUGCAAUCUUUCAUCUUGUUCUACCUUUGCUCUCUUUAGGUCAAGACUUACUGACAAGUAUCACUGGUUACAGAAUAUUCAAAUGUGGAAUACCAGUUUAAAUAGAAGAAAGGAAGUGUGCGUCACAACAUGAAGGACUCUGAGAUUAGACAACCUGCAUAAUCCGGAAGAGAAAGUAGGUCUUCAUUUCAUUAUGCCAUGAAUAAAUAUAUAUUUUAAAAUCUCUGACUCCUUCCAAAGUCUAAAACCAGUAUUCUGAAGGCACGACUUCCCUGAGUACCAAACGGAGGCUUUGCAAGUAUGCUACGAGUCUUUUGGCAGAAACUAGCAGUAGGUUUUUCUUCUUUUGGUGUAAAACAUUUCAUGAUUAAGAACAGGGAAAAGUUAAGGAGGCACUGAAUGUAACUUAACUCUGUUAGCCAGUCUGCCCUUUUUUUUCAAGGCCUACUGUAAAGCUAUACUUUCUUCAGAAAUGUGCUUUAUCUUGCCACAAUAGUCAUUGCUGCUGAAUAACGCAUUUGGAAAUCGUACGAUCCAAUGGCAGCCAGCAUUUCGAUAUCCUAGGUUCCAAUGGCAGCCAGCAUUUGGAUAUUGUAUGAGCCAUGGCAGCCAGCAUGGGAUAUCCCAGGUUCCAAUGGCAGCCAGCAUUUGGAUAUUUUAGGUUCCAAUGGUUUCUAGCAUUUCAAUAUCCUAGGUUCCAAAGGCAGCCAUUAUUUGGAUACCAUGGGUUCCAAUGUCAGUGGCGGAAUAUUUUUUCCGCGGCACCUACAGCACAACAAGGGUUUUGGUUUCAAAACGUUAUGUCGUAUUUCUGUGGUGAAACAUAUUUUGUCAGUCUCAGGUAGGCUUUUAACAUCACUAUGACCAGGACCGCUGCAGUGAUGAGUAGGGUGUGUGUGAAACAAUCAUUAAGCGUUAGAUACUGUCGUUAUUUUAUUUGAAUCUCCUUUUCGAUUCACAGUUGCCUUGGAAACAGCCCCCUUGUUUUCUGGAUACAGAUGUUGUUGUUAUUGAUGAUGUUGUUUAUCUUGCCAUCUUUUAAUCCCUCGCCACACCUCGGUUUACAGGGAUCAGCGAACCUUAUCAUACAUUUGUUUUCAAUGAUUAAGGUUGACUAAAGAAUGGCAGUCUGCUCAUUGCACAUGUUUUAUGAUAACUCCAGGAGAUGUUGUGGGGGAAAGGGAGUGACCUGCUGGGCCCGAAUAAUGUCUGAAACUGAAUGUAGUCCGUUUUCCGGGGUGAAAUACCUUUGGCCUGGCACAAGGGAUAUUGGGCAUGAGUCGCUUGAAUCGUCGGAUUCUAUCUUUUGGGGAAGAGUGAGAUGCCUCUGUUCUAACAAACAAAAUAAAUGUUAUUCAGGCUCUUGAAGUUCAACCAUGCCAUGGUCAGCCCUCAAGCCGGGCUCUACCAACCACAUAUCUUCCUUAUUGUACAACCAGUGGAUAACUCGGUUCCAUCUGGUUAUAAUUGCUGUUGUACUUAAAUCUUAAUGGGGUAUUUCUUGAACUUGAGUUCGGAUCUCAGCAUGUAAAGAGUUGGGUCGGGCAUUAGAGCGCCUAACUUUCACAAGUAAGUGCCGUCAACUAGCCAUCGCUUGGAAAGUUAGCUUCCCAGAAUGGCGUCAGCUAGCUUGUUUUGCGCACUUUCGAAGUCGGGGCAAUGGCAUCAGAGACUGUGAAGGUCCAUAUCCAGGUCUGUAGUUUACAAGGUUGAAGUGCGUUUCUUUUCAUAGACUGAUAUGGAUCCUGAGUUAUACAGUGUGCCAGCACUUUGCUUGGUUCGGAAUGAAUUGGAUUGCAGUGGUGGUUGGCCUGUGUUUACCAAAUGUUAGGUCAUCUGUUAUCAAUGGUUCUACAGUGAUAAUCUCUCCUUGGUCCAUAUCUCAGGACAAAUGCACUCUGGUACCAAGAGUUUCUUUUAAAGGCUGUAUAUAGAGCACUCAGAGGGGAGAGCAAUGCCAACAUAACACUUUCAGACCAAACAUGUUUUAAAAUAUUUGUUCUCUUCCUCCCCUCCUUGGGUGUUUCCUCUCGUGUAGUUUUUUAGAACUCUACAUCGCUCCUUCAUGUGAGAGAUUCAAGCUGUUUGUAUUGUAUAUAGGCAUCACCUGAUAAGAAGGGGAAAACUGCAACAGUAGAAUGUUAUUUCAAACUAGAAUUGAGCUGGUGAAAUAGAAAUGUACGAAAAAAGAUGAUUUUACAAACACCAGCCUCACCUUCUGUGUGCGCUUCCUCUUAUGGAUCCUUAAGUCUUAAGUCCCCACAUGUUAAAACAAAUGGUCUGUGGUUUCUCUCAGAUUCAACGGAAAAAGAAACAUCUAAUAGGAAUGAUAUUCCCAAUUUAAAUACAUUUAACUUCCUAACACUUUUGAGAGAAAAAGUAUUUCUAUAAGCAGGCGCCAGUACAUAUUCUCUAUCAAAAGUUAACGUUUUGACAAUUGCAAUGUAGAAAUAUUCCCAAAUCACAGAGUUGCUGAGAUAAACACUAUGUAUGAUGUGUGUGGGAGCAGAAGGUGUCGCAAAACAACCUUUCCUUCUGUUUUUCUUCACCAAAACCAAAUGUAUGCUGAACAACUUAAUACUGGCAAAAUUGGUCACAGUAUGGGAUAGCAUUUUAAGCUACCAUAUGCAAAAAAAUCCAUGGUCCAUUUUUGUCAUCCCUCACAUCUUAACAUUAAGCAGUGUGUGCCUGAAAGCUUCCAGAGUGCGAGUGCUUUUCAAACCUCUGCUCUCCAAGUUAUCAGCUUUGUGUCGUUUGUAGUCGUUGCUGUGAUUGUUAGCUUAAGAAACGCAGCGUUAGCAGCUAGUGUUUGGAGUGUGCCUGUAUUUUCUUGCGCUUUUCAUCUAACUUUCAAGUAGAAAUACGUUUCAGCAUGGAUAUGCGAGUGCAUGUACAAGGGGAGGGCUUGCUCACGUUCAGGAGUGUAGUCUUAUCACGGCAGGAAACGGCAUCGUUCGUUCUCAGGGUACAAUCGGCUUUCAAUAAGAGUGGGAGGAGGAGGUGGGAAGGUCACGAUAGCUCAGGCCUUUGAUCUCACUUGUAUGGACCGUAGGAGUCUCUGGAUCUGUUCUCCAUACCUUGAUGUGUUUUUAAAGCUGCCAAAGACCAGAGUGGAACAAACAGACACAAGUCUAUCUGAAGUGCCCAAACACACACAGGAGGCUGGUCCAGUAUUCUCCUUCUUUCUCCUCACUCUCAGUGGCUCCUAGUCUACUAACUUCUACCAAUCUGUGGAGAGACUAUACUGUGCUGUACCGGGUCACAACAGUGUGAAAAGAGACCAAAGCGUACCUGGCCAACGUUGUGCUAGUUCAACUUCUACUGGCCAAUUCCUAUCUUGGGAUUUUGGGUCUACACUGCAUAUAGCAAAGAGAGGCCUUGAAGUCCAGUGCAGUAUGUUUUUUAAGGCUUAUACUCCUCUUUGUUUUCACUGUGAGCGAAUGUAGGAGGACGGGGUCAUCUCUGAACACUUCAGGGACUAAUCAAUCCCUUCCAUGCUUCCUGGAGCUACUUUCUGACAGAUUUCAUUGUAGCUGGGACACAGGCCAGCGUUCUGAUCUGAUGUGUUUCCUGUGUCCAAGGUCAUACUUGAUGGAAAAGUGUUUGGCGCCAGGCUUGCGGAGCUGUAACGUGAUUUGCUGCUAGAGAUCAGCCAGGGAAUGGAACAUUCCAUGCAGGGGUCGCUCAGGCCGUCAGACUUGCAAACAGUGUACGUCUGCGUGAAAACUAAGAAUCUAUAUAAAUAUAUAUUAUAAUUUUUUUUAUUUAGAGGUUUUUGUUUAGGGUUACAAGACGCAGAUGGUGUUGACUACACACCAGAUUACCAGCUGGUCUGAGCAGAGUGGAGGUCUCUCUAAAUGUUUACCGUGGUUCUAACGCGCUUUCUGCUGAAACCAUUUCUGGGACUUUUUUGUGUCUGGCACACAAAAGGUUACAAGUGUUAGAAACAUACCAAGACUGUACUAAAUACAGUUAAUGGAGUCUUCUUCUCUUUAACACAUUAAAUCAACCAUCUAGAGUAAAGUACAUCGCAAUACGGAAAGGGGAAGUGAAAACGCCUGGUGUCUGGGAAUUAUUUAUACAUCAUGUGCAGACAGAGGUUUGUGUAUGGCCAAACUAUACUGUGUGUACACUGGAAGACUGAUGGAGCCUUACCUUUAAGAGUUCUGCCACAAAAAAAGAUGGUUUUAAGGCUAUAAAUGAGAUGCCGGUUAUACAGGAGACCAUUACCAGCAGUUACUGUACAUCAAUCCCCGUUCAAGCUGACCCCUUUUGACAUGUUGGUUUUUUCCAUGCUCUUUAAUAUGCAUUCAUGGCGAAAUAUAGCCUGAUGUGAUAGCAGAGCUGUAGGGAAACAGGGAUCUGGGUACAUCUGUCCUGGAGUUGGGUUGGACACUUACUCGCCAAUACAAAUCCUAUCGAAACAAACAAGAGUGUGUUAUUUUAGUACCAAAGCAACAGACUGUCAGAUCUGCAUCAGUCUAAACGGGCUCACCGCUCAGACUCAAUGCCAACUUGAGUUUUAUAAUGUCGACUCUCGGGACGUUUGCAAUGUUCUUGACUCUUAAAUAGCUGGAAAGGAGCUAGUUUAGAUGGUUCAAGGCUUAAGACAGUGACAGGAUUAGGAGACAGGGCGUCCUCAUCACAAUGGGAGAUUUCAGACGGGUAUUUCUGGUGUUUUUACCUAACACCAUAGACUACUACCAUUACAUGCAAGACUUUGAAUAGGCUCACACAGGGCUGGACUCAGGCAGGAAUGUGAGAAAACAUCCUGAUGUAUGUUUCUGUUACUUGGGAGGAAAAACACUGGAUGUGCAUUGCACUGGUAUAGAAUAACAGAUGUAGGUGUGUAUAAUAUCUCAGCGGAGGGGGGAGGUUCACACAGAGCAGAAAGGCUUUACUUGCCACAUUUUAUUUCUAGAGAAGAAACAACAAAACGGCACUGAUAGCAUAACCCGGCCAAACUCCUGUCAGUCGCCGCGGCGCACACACCCCCGGGGGUCUGUGUAAGCGCCCGGCUGCAUCAAGGAACUGAUAGAUAUUCAUGCUCAGUGUCAGCCAACUAUCUUCGUUUAGAUCUCAGCUACUGUGGCUCCGAUGUUUCUGGCCCCUAAACAAAGUCUUUCUUGUCAAGUCUGGAGAGCCAAACCUCCCAAUUAGCCCGGCAGGCAGGCCAGCCGCACAACUAUGCAAGAGGAAUGCAUAUAAUCCACACGCUUCUCUAUUAUUUUGUUUGUUUUUCUUUCUUUCUCUCACUGUCACGCAGUAGAAAUGAACUAUUAAGAACUUGCAAUGACAAUACUUGGCCUUAUGAUGAUUUCUGAAAUCUUAUCAUUUAGUUUUAAGAUCUUUAUUUUUUGUUUUUGAUUCUGGUCAGCCAGCCCAGCGACAGCAGCGGUGACGGCGGGCUCACUCUUGGUCUCUGUGAGACCGGCUAGACGGCCCCAGUGUUAUCGUGGUACGAAUGUUGUGCAUUUGUUUAAAAUCAGGACAGUUUGCAAUAACAGCAGUCUUACUAGUGGCCACAAAGGGGCACGAGCAGUGCUGACAGCGCCCGGCUGCCUCUUUAGAAAACCAUAGAGGAAGAAAUAUAAACUAUAUAAAUAGAUAUAUAUAUUAACUCACACAGUGCAUAUUUGUAUUAGGUAUCAACAAUGCAUUACCGUGGUAUACUUAUGCAACACAUGUCCGGGUUCAAUUUAUGAACAUGAAGUAUAUUAUAAAAAUCACACAGACUUUGUAAAUCAGAAGCUAUGUUGUCAAGUGUUUUAUGCGGAAAAAAUUGUUUUACCAUCCUUAAUGUUGAAUAUUCUGAGCGUUAUGUUCCUGUGUGAUUGUGUUUGUUUGUUAAAGUGAGCACAUAGCAGUACCUUAUUUCUGUAAGUAGGGAACCAGACGUAACCCAAACACAGCUGGACCAGAUUUCAAAUCACACGGAGCACAUUUUAAAUACCUUUUUGUUUCUUAAAUGGCCUAAUCUGAUCUGUAUUAUGAACGGCAUGGAUUAAGACCAGCCACGGGAGUUUCCACUCCAAAAAACUGUUUGUCCACAUAAGGGAAUGUUUUAGUUGAGAACUUGGCUUAAUCUAUGCCUGUGAAACCGCUCUUAAUUAAUUAAAUUUAGACUAAUACAAAACCCGGAUUUGAAACCUUUCCAGCUGUUUUUUUUUUUUUUAUCUGCAGGGAAAGAGUCCUCUCCAGCUGAAAGGACAGAUUUUAUCUUAGUGAGCAGUGUGGAUCCAUGGUUUUGUGUUUGAGAAAAGGGAGGGGACAUUACAAACCUCCAUGUAAAACCUCUUUACAAGGUGCACACUUGAGGGGUCAACCUGCCGAAUGUUGAUUUGAAUUCAUGUUGAUUUGAAUUCAUGUUGAAUGAAUGCUUCUCUUCUUUUAGUCAAUUAAUAAAAGCAUUACAAAGUGA
Molecule: messenger RNA, 9191 nt
Organism: Gymnodraco acuticeps
Lineage: Eukaryota; Metazoa; Chordata; Actinopteri; Perciformes; Bathydraconidae
Product: F-box only protein 33
Exons: 6
Coding region: 104-1573 (489 amino acids)
Biological process (GO): SCF-dependent proteasomal ubiquitin-dependent protein catabolic process; positive regulation of protein ubiquitination
Cellular component (GO): SCF ubiquitin ligase complex
Molecular function (GO): protein binding
Source: RefSeq, a predicted model, not a curated record